UAGCAUAGUCUAUUUAAUGUGCACCUCGCGUGAUUAUGGCCUGACACAACAUCAAAGACUAUAAAAGACAUAAAGACAUGGUGUUUAAUCAACAGUGUUAUUGUACUUACAAACCUUCUCGAGUGAAGCUUUACCUGAAAACACUCAGCAAAAUGUCUGCACCAGGAAAGGUAAAUAUCACAUAUAUCACAUAGUUGGAUCUAAACUGUGUUCGAAGAGCAUCAUUCAAUCUGAUUCAUUUUCCAUUACUAUUAUCUAUUUUUGACUAUAUUGUAUUUUUAUUCUUUUAUUACUUUGGAUUGUCAAUUCUGGGUAACCCAAAAAGAAGGAGCCUAUUGAUUUCUUAAACAAUUUUUUGUAUUUAUUCAAAAGGAUAUAGAAAAUCUACGUAACGAAGAUUUAUUAAUAAAAAAAAAGAAAAAUUAAAGACAAUUUUCUUUUGUUUUUCAGAAAAUUGCUCAAAGCGAAGAUCUUACUCGUCCGAUAAAUGCCGGUCUACGAAAAGAUGAUGACAACGAAGGUAAAGUCUCUUCUCUUGUGGGAUUUUUUUUUUUUGUGCAUAAACAAAACGCAGUGAGCUCUGACUGGCAUUACGGAAUGAAGUAAAACAAAUGAAGGUUUCCCUGAAUUGCAAUGCCAUUUUUUUUUUAAUCUUAGCCAUAAACCCAAGUGAAUUCCAGUUUUUGAAAAUGAGCGUGAUAUUUGCAGCCCUCUGAGUGAAAAAGUGCAAAAUGGCAGGGGUUUUUUUGCACUCGAUUAGCUUAAAAAUCACACAAACGAAAGAAAAGGAAAGGAAAAAUAGAAAGUGGUGAGGAGGAAGAAAGUGGGAAAAGAGAAUCAAUUAAUGAGUUGCUAUAUUUCAACUAAUAAAUAAUUAAUAAAAAUUCUGAUUACAAUAGAUUGGCCCGCAAAAUAACAAUUGCUAAUCUAGGAGGACCAGUUAAAAGAAAAGUAAAGGGAAAGGAAACGAAGAAAACUAUUUUAAGUUACAAUAAAUAAUAUUCCUAUCAUAGUUUUAUUUUAAUUACAUGAAAUCUACUAAGGAAAGACGAAAAAAGAAUUGACAGAGUGCGAAAAAAACAAAAUAAUACUUUUGUACAGAAAAUCUCUUUUAAUAACUGUUAAUCUAUCUUAGUUUUUAAAUUGGCUUCUUUUGUUUCCACAAAAAAACUGCCUGACAGAAGAGCUCUAUUUGGGGGUAGUGCUUUCAAGAAUCCUGCUAGAUAUAGAAAUGUCAAAACUCUUAUGUCGUUUUAUCACAAUAAACUAUCAUUUUACAUUCUAGGCCAGCUUCUGUGUAAGGAUUUCAAGAUCCAGGUGCUUCCUGCAGCCUUCUAUCUGAAUGAAAAUGUUAAUUUCAAACAGUCUUGUUCAGGAAAAAUGAGCACACAAGGUUGUUGUUGCUGAGGAGUACUAGUGCAUCAUCCAGCACCGUUGCAGUAUUGAUGUUAAGCAGUAAUUAACUACGGCUUAAUUUUUGCUGUUUUCUCAUGUAAACUGUGAGCAUCUAUGGUUUAAGGCUUUUGCAUUGAAAAUUAAACGAAAAUAUUUAUCUUUUAGGUCAAAGUUCAGAUGUAUGUAAUUAAUUAAUUAAGGACUCUUAAAUAGUGAUGAAAUUUUUAGAUCUAACCUCAAAAAACAAAUAAAAACUCUUCAGAUCACCACAAGCUGCUUUUGAUUUCUUCAUGUAUAUAAUACUUGGAUGAUUUUAUCCAAUUUUGGAAGAGUGAUUGGUUGGGAAAUUCUAACGUCCUCCGAAUGAAGCGUUUUCUAUUCACGAGGAAAAGAACAAUAGGAAUGAAAUUAGCCUCAUUAGCCCAUUUCUUUUCUGGAGAAAAUAAAGCAUAUCAUGUAAGUUUUCAGCCAAAAAUACUGGUGUGGCAUCCUUGAAAAGUGAGCCUAAGUGUACUUUAAUAGCUUUGAAAGUUUGCUCUGUGAAUGUUUCAACAGCUCAAUUUCUACACAGAACUGAGAUUAGUCUGCUAACAAUUUAAGCAAAAAAAAAAGUGACAGAAAUCGUCAAACAUUAAUACUGAAUUCCAGUGAAACCAAAGUAAAGGGAUGUUUACCGAAACACGGACUCAGGGUCUAGGACGGGAGACAUGCGAGGACGAAAAAAACAUAGCAGCAUGGGUGAGGGGCUUUGUGCUCCCGACCCCCGUUAAAAUUUCUAUUUUCUUUUUGCCCCAGAGCCCUCACACGUCUUUUGAGUUUCUCCCGCUUAUGUAGAAGGAAGCGGAAACCUCUAGGCCGGGGCCUGGGCCGAGAUCUGUUCUCUUUGUUAUACUUGUCUGAAGGUUGACACCAUAGUUAUUUUGGGUACAUUUUUUUUAUAAUCGAUUUAUAACCUUAAAUUCUGGAUUUAAACUGUAUGUCCUUUACUGGCAAACAGGUUUAAGGAGAGAGUCUGAUAUAAUUAGAAGCAUUGUUUUUUGUUUUAUUCCACCCUUUUUCUUAAAUAUCUAGCCAAAACUUCAUUCAAUCAAAAAAUGACUCCUUGAUUCAAUAUUUUUUUUGAGAAUUUUUAGAUGAUUUUUAAUGUACAUAGAGUAGCGGGGAAUGUUUAAGGUAAUUCCCUUGAAAUUGUUCUACUAUCAAAAUUUUUUUGAAACUUGGCAUAAUCAACAUUCAUGAUAUGAACAUUAAAAAAAUGCAAUAAAAAGAUGGGGUCACUGUGCUUGUUUACGCGUCAGCAGGCUCUUAAACUGGGGUAUUUUACUGGUUGCGCGUUUAAAAUUCGAAUCCACUUCUCACAGAAUGAAGUCGUUGUUACUUGGAACACACAAAAUUUUAUCCUGAACAUAAUGCUUCUUUUAUUCAAAUAAGCAGUAUUGCUUCAUUUAAUUCGUUUUCGAUUGCCUGGUUGUGGGGAUAUUGCGCUUUUUCGGACAGUUCCCUGGUUAGCUAGAAGUCCUCGCCUUGACCCAAAUACACCAAAUACGAAACUACUUUCCCCCCCAAAAAUCAUGUUCUACCAUAAAACUUUUUUUCUUAUUCAAAUAUGUUGUUUAUUAGACUAUUCUUAGAGAAUACCUGGGGAAAAAAUCGGGGGUCACCGUGCUUGUUUCCUCACAAACUGCUGUGAAAGGUGGACAUGGUUUUGAGAUCGCAGUCAGGAUGGAUAAUUUGAGCGGUGGGGACUGGGGCGAGAAACAAAAUAACGCCCAUCGUGUUCGAAGUACGCACUCGAGAUCAAGCUUGUUUUCGGUUGUUUUUAUGUGUUUGAUAUCGCCAACACAGAAAUUCAAACUUGAAAAGAUUACAUUAAAUACCGAGGAAUGAGGUAAGUCAAGAUUUGAUGAGAUUUUGGAGUUAUGAAUCUUUAUUUUGGACCAUUUUGUUGCGCCGGCGUUCUGUUUAAUUCCAGUUAGCUACGGUUCGAUUUUUUUUGCUUUUGCACAAUUAUGCUUGACAAAGAAACUUGAAGAAAAGACUAUUGAUUCCUAUUCUUCAUAUGUUCGCUUGUUUGGUUUCUAUACACAGCAAAAUGUGAAUUCAGCAGCAGACCUCGUGUUUACUGGUCUCCCUCGCGUGGUUCUGGUGCUACGAUGUGUCUUAAUUGUUCCAGAAAUAUUCGUCUCUCCACUCUCGGAGUUUGAACAACAUAUGUACAGUAGCGAUUCCAGGCCAGAUACUGGCCCGUUAAUGCAGUUGGAGAGCCUUAGAGCUGUCCCACAGGCUUCACAGCCCCCAUAAUCCAAAGCUUCAGCCAGUAAAUUUUAAUAAUUCCACAACUCGACGGCCGCGAAGUGAAAAAUCACUGCAGACUUCGGGAUCACGCACAUUUCUUUCAUUUUCUUGUCUUUCGAUAGCAAACCAAGAAGCUGUCGGCCGAUCUGCGGCAUUAUUAUUGUGAAUAAAAGCUUUAGCUCUGCAAAAGCCGCCCUUGUUUGUUCAUUUCGCGCUAGUGAGAAGAACCGCCGCCAUCUUGGAUGUGGCAAUGCUAUGCGCAGUAGAGGGUGCGCAGUGCAAAUCUGGAAUUACCUUAAAACUUUGGAAAAUAUUGGGUUUCGGGGUUGUUAAAAAUUAAAAUAUGAAGUGAAUAAUUAGUAGACAAUUACCAGAUAGUCCACCACCGUAACAACAAGGUCCCUCAUUCUCGAACUAACUUUCGAAAAUUCUCAAUUCGGUUUCAUGGUCGACCUAAGUUUUCUACUCGUUAAGUCGUGAAAUUCAAAGCAGUGAAAGUGUAAGUUUGUUUGACUUUAAAAAUUCCUUCCAUAGCUUUCUUUCUUUAAGUCAGAUAUACUCUUUGUUGAGACACGUACCUUUUCUUUUUUCCUUUCUUUUCUUUUCUUUACUUUUAAAAUUUACCCACUUUUCAUUGAUUUCAGUACUUUUAACUCACAUGUAACUAUAGUUCUAGGACGCCUAUAGUGUAUAAGCCCUCGGCUUCUGUAUAGGCUUCCUUGUCAUUACCCUUUUAAACAUUUAAUUUUGUAAAUAAUAUAGUUAGAAUAGUGUAUAUUAUCUUUAAUGUAUUAUUUAUAAAUUUCUUGUAUAUUUUUGUUGUAUUCAUAUGUAGCGAAUGGCAAAAUAAAAGGAGUUUUUCUUUCUUAGUGAAUUUUUUCCCGCGCUCUACUUUCUGAUAAACGCUCGGAACAGGCUAGUAAACUAACGCAUUCGCCGCCGCAUUGGCGACCAAGAGAACAAUAACUACCAGUGCAACAUUGUCAGACACAUCUAAAAAAAAGAUGAUUCUCAGGAUUAGAGAUUGUGCAGGCGCAGAUCUAAAAUAAAUACUGACCGAUUUCCUAAACGAGCGCCACAGGCACAAGCUUCUAGCGGGGUCCGGGAGAAGGCUCCCCCAGGAAAAAAAUUGGAUUUUUACUACUUAAAGUCCCCUCUCCUGGGUUUCCAAGUCAUUCAGACAGAAUGUUGGCCAAAUGGUAACUUGGAAAGUGUUUUUGUUAUUAAAAACAUACAAGAGAAAUUGAGCUCUCUUCAAACAUAUUAAUUAUGAAAAUAUGACCGAUUUCCGUAAAACGCGCCUGUUGUGUGAGGGCUCUGGAGAUUGUGGUGGUGUGUGAGUGGUUUCGUAAAAACAAAAAAACAAAAUGAUCUUGAACCCUGAAAAAUGCAAGGCGCUAAAGUUCUCUCGCGAAAAUCCAAUGUCAAGCUACCACUAUUUGCUGAAGGUGUUGCAUUACCACUACUUGAUAACAAUAGAUCUAUUAGGGCUAACAUUGGACAAUUCCCUAAAUUUUGGAAAACACAUUGCGAAAAUUAAAAAGAAAGUUGGAAAGCAACAAGAUGUUCUUUGUAGACUAAAGAAUAUAUCAUCGUUUCGGACCAAACUCUGCCUUUAUAAUUCGUUCAUAAUGUCUCAUUUUCAUGACUUUUCCUUCAUAUGGCAUCACUGUUUAAAGUCUGAUAGUAAAAAACUGGGUAGGUUGCAUGAACGAGCACUUCGUUACUGGUACAGUGACGAGUCUUUAGAAACUAGCACUAUUUUUGAUCGUAUUGGUUACAGCCUUGUGGAUCGACGUAUCCAGAACUUGUUAAUUAUUGUAUUUAAGACAAUUAACAAUUAUCCACCUGAAUAUCUGAGAGGCCCAUUUAGGUUAAGAGACAACAUCAAAAACCUGAGAGGGAUUAACAAGCUCCAAGUACCGAAACCUUAUACGACUCGUCAUGACAAGAACUCAGUAAAGUACUUGGCGGCUAUUACUUAGAACAAGAUUUCUGAUACCUUAAGAUCCCUAAGUAUAUUGUCAGCUUUUAAAAAAGCAGUCCGACAGCCAAGGUUUUAGCUAAUUCUAUAUAAUAUCUAUCUUAUAAUAUCUAAGUAAUUGUCAAGGGGUUUUUAUUGUAAAUAGCUAUGUGACGUAAAUUUACGCUUUAUACUGUAAAUACGUUUUUGGAUUUCCCUUUCUUUCUCUUUUAUUUUAUUUAUUUGUUUUGUUUUCUUUGUUUUUUUUUCCUCGGCUCAUUAGCAUAUUUUUUGCUAGAGGUCUAACCAACCUCAUCAAACCCGCGAUUAAAUAAAGCUUCAUUCAUUUCUUCAUUUAUUACAACAUUGCAUGCCAAGAAAAACACCACUACAGCAAUUAUGAAGCGUGCUAAGCUAAGCUAAGCGCGCCAGUUUAAAGUUCCUUCCUGAGAGACUCCAUUGUAGAAUUCUGGAGUGAUUGCUUGCGAACUACGGCCAGAAUACGGACAACAGCAUAGACAAGCAGACCUGAAAACAAUUUUUCAAAACCUAAGACACCAUGCAGUUAGACGCAGUACUUUAUUGGUUUCUGGUUCACUCUUCAGUUGCAAAUCUCAUCACGUGGGAUCGUUACGCAGCAAUUCUUCAUCCUCUUAGAUACAACACAUCCAUCACCUUGAGACACCCUGGAAGGAUCAUCUUGUUGGCAUGGCUGAUUCCAUUGUUGAUAUCGCUGUACCUUGUUUUGGGAAUGUUCGCUGCAACCUCAGACACUGGUUUAAAAGUGCUGCGUCUAACAGGUGUCUCAGGUUUUGACAUACUGUGCUCCACUCUGUCUGUCUAUGCUGUUGUCCGUAUUUUGGCCGUAAUUCGCGCGCAGUCACUCCAGAAUUAUGCUAUGGAGUCUCUCAGAAAGCAACUGCAAAAUUCACCCAAGCAGGCUUUACUGAAGACAGCAGCUUCCAGACGUCCUGGUAGACGCAAACACAGCUCAGCACCAUUCAUAAUUGCUUUAGUGGUGUUUUUCUUGGCAUGUAGUGUAGUCAAAACUAUCUAAUCCUAAGAAUCACGUUUGUCUCAGACAGGGUGUCUGAUAAUGUUGCACUGGUAGUUACCGCUCUCUUGGUCACCAAUACGGCGGCGAAUCCUUUAGUUUACGCGUUUUUGAAACGAGACAUACAAAGAGUACUCAAGCGGCUUAUCUAUGGGAGAGGUAGUGCUAAAACAUAACUGUGAGCAACCGUGGUACUAGGCUAACUGCUACCCGUUUUUUUUUUGUCAUGUACAAAGUGCAGUUAAACGUCUCCACAAUUAAAACGGCUACCUCGCGGACAGAAAAAAGUGAAGCCAUUAUAGAGAGGUGUUCGUUGUAGAGAAGUUUAAACAUAGUCAGUGUAUAAAAUGUCUGCCCAAAAAAGCGGCCGUUGCAGAGAGGACGGUAUUUGUAGCCAUUUGAGAGGUAGCCACAUAUGAUCAACUUUUAUUUCUUUUCUACAAAGUCCUCAUCGCUACAUAGCCUUAUGGGAGCCGUCUCAAUCCGGCUUUCUUCUUGAAAUAAAAACUGAAAGAUCUAGAGAGAGAUCAAUGUAACACCCGCGUAACGAGAAAACACAAUAAAUUCUGCUAAUUUAGAGUACGAGUUGUAGUUGCGAGUAAAAAUACAGUUCUUUGAAAAGAAGGGCGCGAGCCUUUACAAAUAAGGGAAAAAAGCAUACUAACUCUAUCAUCUCGUUUAACUUGGCAAUGAAACACUUAACCAUAUUAUAUUAUAUCUGGCCACAAGUGACAUUUUUUCAAAAAUUUCACUCUGAAGAGCGUUUCCAAAAAGCUUCAUCAAUAAUUUACAUGACGUCCAUUAGUAACAGUGAACUGUGAGCAUGUUGUGCAGUAUGUCUACUGAGGUAUUUAUUUCGAAUAAAGAAUCGAAGUGGGCAACUAAGAGCCUCAUGAGACAAAAUAAAGCAGGGAGUCAGUUAGUGUCAAUGAAAAUUGUUAAUAAAGAAAUGUAACUCGGAAGUCUUUUCAAAUAAGGUAUAGAUUAUGUAUUUAAAGCUAGGCCAACGUUAACCUUAUACUGUGACUUAAAUAAAUAAAUUAAAUUAUUUAAAGCCUUAGCCCGCUUUGCGUUAAAAAAAAUUUGAAAAUUGGGACUUGUUGACGCCAUUUAAAUACCAGUGGGAAGAAGAAAACAAAUUAUCUUACAAAUAAAAAGAUGCUUAUAGUCAUUAACUAUUCACACUCAGGUUUUCCCUGGCGAAUAAAAUCCCACGAGGAAUUAAAGGAAAUGGCUUUGUUUUGUUUUUUUUUUUUUAUGUCGGAGAAGCGGUGAUUCCAGUCUGUUUCAACUGUACUGGUUUUCAUGUGCUAGUAAGAAGCAAAGGGAAAGGCGAUAUACUUACGGCUGGUGGGCCACCAUCAUGCACAAAACCCCGUUUCAACUCCCAUACAAACUUCUUUCGGUAGUCGGCCGCGGACCAGCCUGUUCCAGUAUCCGAGAUGGUCGGUUCCACGGAACUGUGAAAGCGGAAAACGAAAAUAAAACGGGAUUUUCGCGUUUUAUCCAUGCCCCUCUGUAAGAGACCCAGUGGGAUCUAUAUCUUCACCGGGUGUCGGAGAAAACGUCACUGAGUUGUUUGGUUUUCACUGUUUUUUUGGUUUUUUGUUUUUUUUUUUCUUCUGCUUGGUUGUGUAUCUCCCGUAAAACUGGCUAAAAUGAGAGGCAGGUCUAACAUCUUGAAUGGUAUGAAAUCUUUGAAAACCUUUUACUGAAAAACCUUUUAUGGUUCUAGCGAGAAGGAGUAAGAGGUUUACACUUUUUUAUGCGAGAUCGAUUACCUGUACCGGCUCCGAUUUCAUUUCUCAGUGGUAACAAUGUUUUAUAGUUUUGGUUUCUUUAAAACAAAUAUAGAGAAAGACAUACAUUGGUUUUGUAGUUACAAUUGAAAUUGACCUAAGAAGAAAAAGUACCCGGGGAGCUGAAUGAAUUAAACCUGACUGUGUACGGCCAGUUCACUGGCUCUGUUACAGAGGGGUGUUUUGUAAUGUGUUUUUAUACAAUAACCAUGAAAACAGCUUUGAAAAAAUAAUAAUGCGACUUACCAUGGGAUAAAAAGGAAAUCCAAAAAGACGUUUGUCUUGUGACUCGUGAUUUUUUUAUAGUGUCCUUCGCGUGAUUUGACUUAAAGAAAGUUUGAAGAUGCAGGCAUAUGACAAGAAUAACAAUUCACCCACUUCUGUGAACAAAAAAGAUGGCAAAAUCGGUUUUUAAGUUCUAGGUACAAUACUGUAUUUAGAAGGGAUAUUGACAAAGUCCAUUUAAUGUGCACCUCGCGUGAUUAUGGCCUGACACAACAUCAAAGACUAUAAAAGACAUAAAGACAUGGUGUUUAAUCAACAGUGCGAUUGUACUUACAAACCUUCUCGAGCGAAGCUCUACCUGAACUAGAAACACAAAAUGUCUGCACCAGGAAAGGUAAAUAUCACAUAGUUAAAAUCUAAACUGUUUUCGAAGAGCAUCAUUCAAUCUGAUUCAUUUUCCAUUACUGUUCUUUUUUUUAAUUGUUUAUUUCUAAUUAUAUUGUAUUUUUAUUCUUUUAUUAUUGGUGUAUUAAUAAAAGAAGAAAAAGAAAAAUUAAAGACAAUUUUUUUGUUUUUCAGAAAAUUACGCAAAGCGACGAUCUUACACGUCCGAUAAAUGUCGGUCUACGAAAAGAUGAUGACAAUGAAGGUAAAGUCUCUUAAACAAAUCAACGCAGUGAGCUUUGACUGCCUUAAAGAAAUGAGGCAAAAGAAAUGAAGGUUUCACCGUCCUGCAAUGCGAUUUCUUUUCGUUUUUUAACCUUAGCCAUAAAGCCAAAUGAAAGUGAAUUCCAGUUUUUGAAAAUGAACCUAGCGAAAUUUGCAGCCCUCUGAGAGAAAAAGAGCAACAAGGCAGGUUUUUUUGCACUCGAAUAGCUUGAAAAUCAUACAAGAAAAUGAAAAGGAAAGGAAAAAUAGAAAGUAGUGAAGACGAAGAAAGCAGGAGAAGAAAAUAUAUUUAUGGUCGAAUUCUUAGUUUUUAUAUAGGCUACUUUUUUUUGGCCUCAAAAAACUGCCUGACAGAAGAGGUUUAUUUGGCGGUAAUGCUCUCUAAAAUCUCGCUAGAUAAAGAAAUGUCAAAACUCUUGUGUCAUUUUAUCACUACUAUCAUUUUACAUUCUAGGCCAGCUUCUGUGUAAGGACUUCAAGAUCCAGGUGCUUCCUGCAGCCUUCUAUCUGAAUGAAAAUGUUAAUUUCAAACAGUCUGCGGCUUCAGGAAAAAUGAGCACACAAGGUUGUUGUUGCUGAGGAGUGCAGCAUCUAGCACUGUUGCAGCGUGAUUGAUGUUGUUAAGCAGUAAUUAACUACUGUUUAAUAUUUGCUCUUUUCUCAUGUAAACUGUUAGCAUGUAUGGUUUAAGGCUUUUGCAUUGAAAUUUAAAAGAUAAUAUUUAUUUUAUAAGCCACAGUUCAGAUGUAUGUAGUUAAUUAAAGGAGUCUUAUAUUGUGAUGAAGUUUUAAGGUCUAAUCUCAGAAAAAAAUUAAAAAAACCUUUAAGAUCAUCACAAGCUGCUUUUGAUUUCUUCAUCUAUAUAACACUUGGGUGAUGCGUUUUUUAUUCACAAGGAAAAGAACAAUAAGAAUGAAAUUAUACAUGGUCCCAGUCGUGGUAAGGGAACUGGCCAUUUCGUUUCUGGAGGAAAAAAAGGAUACCAUUCAAAUUUUCAGCCAAAAAUACUGGUGUGGCAUCCUUGAAAAGUGAGAAUAAGUGUA
Porites lobata is the source of this 10443-nucleotide messenger RNA. The record is from the annotation of a GenBank genome assembly. Lineage: Eukaryota; Metazoa; Cnidaria; Anthozoa; Scleractinia; Poritidae.